Gregarina niphandrodes is the source of this 882-nucleotide messenger RNA. RefSeq lists its product as hypothetical. NCBI's taxonomy places the organism in Eukaryota, Apicomplexa, Conoidasida, Eugregarinorida, Gregarinidae. The record is from RefSeq and is a predicted model, not a curated record. The coding region runs from base 1 to 882 and encodes 293 amino acids. The transcript has a single exon.
AUGUCUGGCGGUUUGACGGAAGGGUCGAGUGGAUUUGAGGAGUUGGUGGAGGUGCUGCACGACGACUUGCGAAUGAGUGCAAUUGCUGACAAGAUAAAGCAGCGAAUCGACCUCCAGCUGGACCAGGCGCCAACAGCGGGAGUGAGUGUGUUCGUCAGCAAUCAAGCGCCUUCUGUGAAUUUUGAUGAGUUGGAGCAUAUCGAUGAGGGCUGGUUCGAAUCCACCGACUGCCAAAUCGCCGAUUGGCACCAGUACGUGGAGAUCGUGCCCGCUCAGACCCCGCCUAUGGUCCCGACGCCCGGGGAUACUAGCGAGCACACGUCCGACUCGUUGCGCCCGCACGCCCGAGUGGUCCUUCGCUGCACACGCGACCUUCGCGCUCAGGCUGACCAAGAACUCUGCGCGUUUGGUGAGUACGUCGCCCACCUACUCAAGGACUUGGGCGAACAGCACACGCCCACUGCCGUCGACGCCAACACGGCCGAACAAAUAACCAGUGAAAUGUUUAACCCCAAAACCAAGUCUGGAAUGCUUGUCUCGAGACAAGAGCUCUACCUCCUUAAUGUUGGGCCCAGGCUUCGAACAGGGCAGGAGUCACACAGUGCCACCGGUUUGCGCAGUUCCGACGCGCGACAGAUGAUCGAAAGGCGUGAACAGUCCAAAGUAAGGGAUUCCCCUACCGGCGAUAGUCCGGCGGACUUUCCUAUCGGCGACACUGACCUCCCCCCACCCAUCGGAGAACGCAGACACAACAGCGACGACCAUUCCGAGCCCGAACCGCCUGCCGUACUCGACUACGGUAUCGAGAUCUUCAUCCGCAAUCCCAACGAGACCCGGACGUACCGCAUGGUUCGACACCCACGCGACCAGGAAAGGCAAUAG